Messenger RNA from Aspergillus fumigatus Af293, 1365 nucleotides. RefSeq names its product putative polyhydroxybutyrate depolymerase. Lineage: Eukaryota; Fungi; Ascomycota; Eurotiomycetes; Eurotiales; Aspergillaceae. Gene Ontology annotation, biological process: carbohydrate metabolic process. The record is from RefSeq and is a predicted model, not a curated record. Gene Ontology annotation, cellular component: extracellular region. Gene Ontology annotation, molecular function: cellulose binding; hydrolase activity.
AUGCGGGGUGUUUGGAGAUAUAUGCCUGUCUAUUACUAUAAAUGCAUGCUCAUUCCUCUGUUGACCUUUACGAAGAUAUCGAUUAUUUCUAAACCUCAAGAAUCAAGGAUUUCCCUCAUCAUCUGCAGAACAAUGCCAACCGUUGCCACGUUCCUAGGGCUGGCCAUCUCCGGGGCAGCGAUGGCAUCAGGCGCAGCGCUGGGUGCAUACAACGUUGACCCAAACUCAAUUUCCGUCUCUGGGCUCUCCAGCGGAGGCUUCAUGUCAGCACAGCUUGGAGUUGCAUACUCGGACACAUUCAAGGUCGGGUUUGGGGUCUUUGCCGGGGGACCGUAUGAUUGCGCACGCGGUCAAUCGUACACUACUUGCAUGUACAACCAAAACCCAUCCAUCACGACCCCCGUCGCCAACAUGAAGAGCUGGAGCGGCAACAAAAUCAACCCGGUCAGCAACCUCCAAUCCCGCAAGAUCUACAUGUGGACGGGAACCGCCGACACCACCGUCGGCCCAAACGUGAUGAGCCAGUUGAAGACGCAGCUGGCGAACUUUGCCUCCGCGGCAAACGUCUCGUACAUCACGACCAGCGGCGCGGCGCACACCUUUCCCACUGACUUUGAUGCGGCAGGCGACAACUCGUGCAGCUCGUCUGUCUCUCCCUACAUCAGCAACUGCCAGUGCGACGGCGCAGGGGCGGUUCUACAGUGGAUGUAUGGGCCGUUGAAUGCCAGAAACCCGGGCACCCUGUCGGGAUCGAUUGUGUCCUUUAGCCAGACGGGCGAGUACGGCGCCAGUGGGAUGGAUACCACUGGAUAUCUGUAUGUUCCCCGGGCAUGCCAGCCAGGGUCUUCGACCGUCUGCAAACUCCAUGUGGCCUUGCAUGGCUGCAAGCAGAGCUACAGCAUGAUUGGAAGCAAAUUCGUGUCGAAUACCGGGUACAAUAUGUGGGCGGAUACCAACGACAUUAUCAUUCUCUACCCGCAAGCUGUUGCGGAUAACACGAUGCACACCAUCUGGACUGGGAUGCCGCUGCCCAAUCCGAAUGGUUGCUGGGAUUGGGUUGGUUGGUAUGGCGCAAAUGCUGAUCAGGUCGGAGGCGUGCAAAUGGCUGCGAUUGUGAACCAAGUUGCCCGGGUUGUCAGCGGCUACGGGGCCGGCAGCAGUUCUUCAACGACUGCUGCGACCCCGACGACCACCACUGGCUCUAUAACAACAACAACAACUACUACUGCUACAGUAACGACGACCGCUGUUGCCCCGUUGUAUGGACAGUGCGGUGGAAUCGGGUGGACGGGGCCGACGGCUUGUGCCACCGGUGUUUGCACGGCCUAUAGCCCUUACUAUGCACAAUGUCUCUUGAUAGUGUAG